AUGAACGGUGUGACUCACACCCGGUUAUCGCGGGAGCUUCAAAUGGAAACCAUGUUUGACAUGAGGCAGGACAGAAUGCCAAUAAGGCGCGACUUCGACAGAUCUUAUAAGAUCUAUAUUCCUAGUUGCGAGGACUGGGAGAGGCACGAGGUGCCCGCUGUUAGGAAUGGAGACGUCUGGUACACGGACGGCUCCAAGACUGAUGAGGGCGCCGGUGCCAGGAUCUACGGAUGCCAUAGCGGAGUCAGGAAGGCUCUCCCUCUUGGAGAGUUCACCACUGUAUUCCAAUCGGUGGUGGUAGCAAUCAUGAGCUGUGCUCAAACGCUAACCGCAUCAGGUGAGACGGGCAGACGCAUCAGGAUAUGCUCCGAUAGCAGGGCGGCUCUGGGAGCGUGCAUUUUUGACUCGUGGCUGGUCUGGGAGUGCAAAUGUGUUCUGAACAGACUGUCCACGGGCAACGAUGUUGCUCUUGUAUGGGUUCCAGGACACUUGAGAAUCAAAGGCAAUGAGAUUGCCGAUGAGCUAGCAAGAAGUGCCUCAUCAGCCAGGCUGAUGGGAUCGGAACCGGCUCUAGGUUUGCCCAGCUGUAUCUGCAGGGCAAAAAUAAAGGGCUGGUUACGCGUAUUACUUCAUAUCAACUAUUGGAAGGAAGAGACAAAAACCAAGUGCAGGCAGGCGAGGGUCCUGCUGGGAGAGAUACCCAGCAGGGACCUUGUCAGGAGCAUUAGGGCCUUGAGGAGAGGGGAAGUCAGGCUGGCGGUGCAGAGUUACAUGGGCCAUGACUUCACUAACUACCACAUGCACAAGGUGGGGCAUAGGGAUAACCCGAAGUGCAGGAAGUGCGAACACGAGGAAGAGACCUCCCUCCACGUAUUAUGUGAAUACCCAGCGUAUGCAGGAUAA
Messenger RNA from Mycetomoellerius zeteki, 903 nucleotides. RefSeq lists its product as uncharacterized. The coding region runs from base 1 to 903 and encodes 300 amino acids. Lineage: Eukaryota; Metazoa; Arthropoda; Insecta; Hymenoptera; Formicidae. The transcript has a single exon. The record is from RefSeq and is a predicted model, not a curated record. Gene Ontology annotation, molecular function: RNA-DNA hybrid ribonuclease activity; nucleic acid binding.